Girardinichthys multiradiatus is the source of this 3667-nucleotide messenger RNA. RefSeq names its product musashi RNA binding protein 1b (gene msi1b). NCBI's taxonomy places the organism in Eukaryota, Metazoa, Chordata, Actinopteri, Cyprinodontiformes, Goodeidae. The coding region runs from base 390 to 1451 and encodes 353 amino acids. Gene Ontology annotation, molecular function: RNA binding. The record is from RefSeq and is a predicted model, not a curated record. Gene Ontology annotation, cellular component: cytoplasm. The transcript is spliced from 16 exons.
GUUUUGUUUAAAAGUGUGAAAUUGCGGUAUUUCCCCCAGGAUUAUCAUAGUAUCAGGAUCUCGUAGAGGAGUGGCUGAAAAAUUGCAUGACAGUCCCACUACCUUUUACUUUGAAAUGCUUCGCCGGAAGUGACAUGAGUGAUUCCAUCUAACUUGACGCCGGAGCGACGUGCCUCGACGGUAGCGGUGGUGGGAUGAGAGGGACAGCAGCAGGGACUGUGUGAAGGAGGUGGAGUCUGUCCCAGUCUGCAUCUGGCCCGCUCCCCUCUCUGUCACCCCGGGCCAAACCCGCCCAGUUCCUCUCACUCUCCCUCCGCCUGUCCUCCCGCACGGCUCGGCCAGGACACACACACCCGCACCCCGGCUCACACACACCGACAGGACUCGGAAUGGACACGGAAGGGAGCCCGAGCAGCCUGUCCGCCACGGACUCCCCUCACGACCCCUGCAAAAUGUUCAUAGGUGGACUCAGCUGGCAAACUACACAAGAGGGUCUGAAGGAGUACUUCUGCAAGUACGGCGAGGUGAAAGAGUGUAUGGUGAUGCGAGAUCCGGUUACUAAGCGCUCGAGGGGUUUCGGAUUUGUCACCUUUGUCGAUCAGGCCGGUGUGGACAAAGUUUUGGCCCAAAGCAGACACGAGCUGGACUCCAAAACAGAGUGUUGGCCAUCAGGAAGGGUUGGUGACCGGAGACAUGCUCUGGGCCCUCCUCGCCCAGGAAGUGAGAUUGAUCCAAAGGUGGCGUUCCCUCGGCGAGCUCAGCCCAAAUUGGUGACUCGAACCAAGAAGAUCUUUGUGGGCGGCCUGUCAGUGAACACAACUAUUGAAGAUGUGAAGCAAUACUUUGAUCAGUUUGGCAAAGUUGACGAUGCCAUGCUCAUGUUCGACAAGACCACAAACAGGCACAGAGGGUUUGGAUUUGUGACAUUCGAGAAUGAGGAUGUGGUUGAGAAAGUCUGUGAGAUCCACUUCCAUGAAAUCAACAACAAAAUGGUGGAGUGCAAGAAGGCUCAACCCAAGGAGGUGAUGUCCCCAACCGGCUCUGCCAGGGGGCGCUCUCGGGUGAUGCCCUAUGGGAUGGACGCCUUUAUGCUAGGAAUUGGUAUGCUGGGUUAUCCCGGCUUCCAGACCGCCACUUACACCAGUCGGAGCUAUGCGGGCAUCACUCCUGGAUACACCUAUCAGUUCCCUGCCAUUCCUCUAACAGCAUAUGGACCAAUGGCAGCAGCGGCAGCAGCGGCAGCAGUUGUUAGAGGUUCCACCCCUUCUCGCUCAGCAGGAUUUUUAGGAACAAGCAGCCCAGGUCCGAUGGCAGACCUUUACGGAACAGCCAGUCAGGAGUCGGCUGUCAGCAGCUACCUCAGCGCUGCGAGCCCUGCCCCUAGCACCGGCUUUAGCCAUAGUUUGGGGGGCCCUUUGAUUGCCACCGCCUUCACUAACGGCUAUCACUGAGAGUUGCAGAGCCGUAGACUGAAAGCUGGAAGGAGUUGAAGCUACAUUGGAGCUGAUCUGGUCCGUCUCUGUCCAGUCCACGUCUCUUCUUCUGUCUUUGGGUGGCUGAACCUUCGCCCCACUCUGCCUGGUGUCAGCCACAUCCAGCCCACCUUACUAAACUCCACCUUAUCAAUACUUUGCAAAUGAAGCAAAACAAAAAAAGCUUAUCACUACAUGUUAUAGCAGCACAUUCAAAUGCUGUAUUUUUUGUUGUUUUUGUCAUGGUUUUCCCGGCUGUUUUUAUGUUAUUAGUUGUAUUUUAUUUAGCUGUUUGUCGUCUCCAAAAUUAUCUCUCUGAGAGAAGACUAGUUAGGUCUCGGACAUACCUGUUUCAAGCUGUAAAAUGACUGUAUAUUUCUCUAUUUUACACUGAAUGUCAACACUUAGUACUAAUUCUUGAAAUUAUGCCAGGAAGUGUGUAUCUUGGUUUGUUUUAACCAUGAGUCGUUACACUAAUUAUUGUCUAACGGCACAGACAAAUUUAUUGCCGCCCCCCUGUAAAAGUAUUUAAAAAACUUUAAAUGAUAUUCCUCUUUAAAUGUAGUAGUAUAGUGUCAGAAUGAAGGAUGUAGUAAAAUCCAACCUGUAAUUUGAGUACAUUUGUCAGGGGAAAAAAAGCCUCCACCCAAACAACCAGUAUGCACGUGGAUAGCGUCUAAUGGUUCCUAUAGAGACACCAAGAUGCUCUUAACUGAAGUCUAACAGUGAGCUUUGGAGAUUGUUUGACCUCCUUUUCCAUCCUGCUCACUGGGUGUGGGGGCUGACUUAUAAUAAAGUUCAUCCCACAUAUGCCCUACUCUAAGUAUACUCGCUCUUUUGUCUUUCCCAGUUGAAUGGUGGCUAAGAGAAAUGGACCCCAGUUUCACAUCAUAUUUAUACAUUAGAGAAAAAAAGUCAUAGAUCAAAAAAGUAAAAUAUAAAAAAAAAUGCUUCAGUCAUAUUUAUUUUAAGAGGAUUUUUAGUAGUACCCAUAAUUAUGCCUCCAUUGAUUUUGUUUUCCCCACCACUGAAUAAAUGUACUCAAAUUAAAGGUUAGAUUUUCCUAUAUUUUUUAGUUUGAGAUUAUUCUACUGCAACAACAUAUGAAUUUAUUUUAAGGUUUUUUUUGCACGAUUUUACUAGGGGUGCCAAAAAUGUGGCUACAUCUUUACUUCCUUAGCCUUCAGGAACUGUAAUAUUUUGUAAAAUAUUGUAAAUAUGAGUGAUUUCCAGGUGGCAGGGCUCUGCUGAUUUUCGUGUCCUGGAGGUUGGAGGCUUUUGGAGAAGUGGAAAUCUUGACUGUUAUGUGUUGUGUUCCUGCCUGGAGGUCAAGAACAUUUCAGUUUGUCUGUCUAUGUUAGACCAGCCAUUACAUGGUGUUUCUCUCCAGACAUUUUGUAAAAUCACAUGUCAGGUCUGAGUCUUUAAUGACAGCUUUCUCAGAGAAGAAACGCUCUAACUUUGAGUUCAGCAGGAAAGAGGCUGAGUCUGGAACAACACCUACGUUUGGAAGAUAAGGGUGUGAAAACUCCCCUCUGCCAGGAGGGGGGUUGGCAUGAUGUUUUCUUACUUUAUCAUGCUGUUGUUUGUACUGAUGUUUAAUCUCCAAUGAUUGUGAAGGAAAAUGAAGGACUUGCAUGCAGGAACAGUCAUGAGUUGGUGACCGAUUUGUGUUGCGGGUUGAGCUAAUGUUUGUGUGAAUAUGUCAUGUGGUUUGAUACACAUUGGUCUCCAAUGUGCCAUGUGCUGUAUUUUGAGGGGUAUUUGCAAAAUGUGAAAUAUUAAUCAGAUUUUUAAAAUUUUUACAUUAACACCUAUUUCAGGGUAUGGAUGGUAAACCCUGCCAUCCCUACCUUCCAGCACUACAUAUCCACUGGAGAUCACAGACUGUAGCAAUGUGACAUCUUUUUGUAGACCAAAAUGAGAGCUACUAGGAUGCUGCACUGGCCGAUCACAAUAAAUGUAUUUUCCUUUAAAUGUCAGCUGAAGAGAAACCCCUCUUGAUCUACAAAAUAACCAGGUUUUACAUUUUGAUACACUUGCUUUCCCUGCUGCAGGUGUUUUAAGCAUUUCACUGAAAAAUAAUUUCUUGUCAACACUGUAACAUUUUCUGAUUUUUUUUUUCCUGUCAUGUUAUUCCUUUUUUGGAAAAAAAAAACUUUUUAAAAUUCCUAAUAAAUUAUUUUAAAACAUUC